AUGUUCUCUCGUGCUGUUCGUCCGGCCGUGAGGGCCGGCAGUGCUGCUGUGACCCGCGCUGCGCCUCCCAAUGCCGCCAACUUCGCGACCCUGCGUGAAAUCGAGGGCCGUCUCAAGUCCAUCAAGAACAUUGAAAAGAUCACCAACACCAUGAAGGUCAUUGCCUCGACCCGUCUCACCCGCGCCCAGAAGGCUAUGGGUGACUCCCGGAACUACGGUCAGACCUCCAACACCGUUUUCGAGCAGGCCGAGACCAAGCCUCUUGACGACAAGAAGACUCUGCUCGUUGUCGCCAGCUCCGACAAGGGGCUUUGCGGUGGUAUCCACUCCGGUCUGAGCAAGGCCACCCGCCGUGUCCUCCAGGAGUACCCCAACUCCGACAUCGUCGUUCUCGGCGAGAAGGCCAAGGCCCAGCUGUCCCGUACCAACGCCAGCUCUCUGGUUCUGAGCUUCGCCAACGUCUGCAAGGACAUCCCUACCUUCGCUGAUGCCCAGGCUGUUGCCGACCAGAUCGCUCUGCUGCCCACCGACUACGCCAGCGUUAAGAUCAUCUACAACAAGUUCCUCAACGCUCAGAGCUACGAGCCUACCACCGUCGAGGCCUACUCCGAGGAGGCUAUCACCAGCUCCGGUUAG
Aspergillus melleus is the source of this 636-nucleotide messenger RNA. It is a transcript of the gene ATP3, whose product is annotated as F1F0 ATP synthase subunit gamma. The record is from RefSeq and is a predicted model, not a curated record. The coding region runs from base 1 to 636 and encodes 211 amino acids. Gene Ontology annotation, molecular function: proton-transporting ATP synthase activity, rotational mechanism. The transcript is spliced from 2 exons. Lineage: Eukaryota; Fungi; Ascomycota; Eurotiomycetes; Eurotiales; Aspergillaceae. Gene Ontology annotation, biological process: proton motive force-driven ATP synthesis.